GUAUUUCCCCUCCCGGCAGCCCGGCCCCAUUGCGGUUCCUCUCCUGUACCCCAAUCGGAGCACGGGGGCAUUUCCCCUCGGUGCGCCCCCACCUCAUUGCGUUUCUCCUCCAUCCCGAUCCGGGUGCAUUUCCUCUCCUGCAUCCCCAUCGUGAUGCAAUUCCCCCGAUGCAGUUCGACCUAGUUGCAUUCCCCCACUCAGUACCCCAAUCCAGCAGCAUAUCCCCUCGCUGGGGUCUGAGCCCCUUGGAUUUCUCCUGUGAUCCAGGAUUACGCAUCCAUGAAUAUCUGUACUUCCAAGUGCUGAGCCCCGGAGACAUCCGCUACAUCUUCACUGCCACCCCAGCCAAGGAUUUCGGUGGCGUGUUUAACACAAGGUACGACCAGAUCCACCUGGUGCCAGCGGAUCCUCCGGAGGCCUGUGGAGAGCUCAACAAUGGGGUCUUCAUCCAGGACCAGAUCGCCUUGGUGGAGAGGGGGGGCUGCUCGUUCCUGUCCAAGACACGAGUGAUCCAGGAGCACGGUGGGCGGGCCGUCAUCAUCGCCGACAACGCCUAUGACAACGACAGCUUCUACAUCGAGAUGAUCCAGGACAGCUCCCGGCGCACGGCCGACAUCCCCGCGCUCUUCCUGCUGGGCAGGGACGGGUACGUGCCGGGCUGCCAUCCCGGGUGGGACAGCUCUCCCUGCUGGGCAGGGACGGGUACAUGAUCAGGCGCUCCCUGGAGCAACACGGGCUCCCCUGGGCCGUCAUCUCCAUUCCUGUCAACGUCACCAGCAUUCCCACCUACGAGAUGAUGCAGCCCCCCUGGACCUUCUGGUAGCAGCAGAAGGCUGUGGCAGAUCAAGGACUUCCUGGUGCAUCCCAGGAUCUUGCCCUAAGGACCAGGUUUGAGGAAAGGAUCCCAACAUGCUCCAGAGAACCCACUGGAUUCAGCCACAGGGAAUCUUUCUGCUGGCACCGGUGUGUGGCCAAGGGCAAACACCAGUGCCAGGGGAAACCUUGAGCCUGGCUCCAAGCUGUGACUGUGUGGGAGGGAGGUGAGGGCCCAGAGCAGGCCAGCACUUCCCUGGAAACAUUUGACCUUGUGCUGCUGAUUUGGAGGGAUGCAGGACUGGCAGGGAUGGGGGGAGAGCGAUACAGGCUUGGUCUGUACCAGCAGGGCUCACCUGAUGUCUGUAUAUUUUUGUCUGAGCUAACUUAUUCUAAAACUGAGUAAGUUUUAGAGAA
This is a messenger RNA of Serinus canaria (Common canary), 1230 nucleotides long. It is a transcript of the gene PRADC1, whose product is annotated as protease associated domain containing 1. The coding region runs from base 168 to 710 and encodes 180 amino acids. Lineage: Eukaryota; Metazoa; Chordata; Aves; Passeriformes; Fringillidae. The record is from RefSeq and is a predicted model, not a curated record. The transcript is spliced from 5 exons.